This is a messenger RNA of Corvus hawaiiensis (hawaiian crow), 1009 nucleotides long. It is a transcript of the gene GSTK1, whose product is annotated as glutathione S-transferase kappa 1. Gene Ontology annotation, molecular function: glutathione transferase activity; glutathione peroxidase activity. NCBI's taxonomy places the organism in Eukaryota, Metazoa, Chordata, Aves, Passeriformes, Corvidae. Gene Ontology annotation, biological process: glutathione metabolic process. Gene Ontology annotation, cellular component: peroxisome; mitochondrion. Bases 78 to 743 code for a protein of 221 amino acids. The record is from RefSeq and is a predicted model, not a curated record. The transcript has 8 exons.
GCCCCGCUCCCUGCCCGGGGCGGUGCCGCGGCCGCUGGGUGCUGGGGAGCUGAGGCGCGGCACGGGACGGGGCCAGGAUGGGCCGGACGCUCGUGGAGCUGUUUUACGAUGUGAUCUCCCCGUACUCCUGGCUGGGGUUUGAGGUUCUCUGCCGGUACCAGCACAUCUGGAAUAUUGACUUGCGCUUCCGUCCAGCUUUCCUUGGUGGCAUAAUGCAACAAACCGGUAACAAGCCACCAGCAAUGUUACCAAAGCGUGCUGAAUACAUGCUGAAGGAUCUAAAAAGGAUGGGAAAAUACUACCAGGUGCCUGUACACAUGUCCAGAGAUGACUUCCAGCGUAUCCUUGCUACAAGCAGUCUGGCGGCCAUGCGCUUUGUCACAGCCAUUGACAUGACAAACCCACAGUACCUAGAACCCUUAUCUAGGGAGUUCUGGAUGCGGUUUUGGUCACAGCAUGAAGAUAUCAGUCAGCCAGAGAACAUCUUGGCUGUUGCCCGACAGGCUGGGCUCUCAGCAGAGCUCUCCCAGAAGGCACUUGAAAUGAUUUCAUCCCCUGCAGUGAAGGACCGACUGAAAGAGACAACAGCUGAAGCGAUUAAAUAUGGGGCAUUUGGGAUGCCUGCUGUUGUGGCACAUUAUGAUGGGGAACCUCAUCUCUUUUUUGGCUCCGAUCGUUUAGAGCUGCUAGGCAGUGUUAUAGGUGAAAAAUGGCUGGGACCAGUUCCAAGCUCCAAGCUGUGAAAAGUCCUGGAGAAAUAUAUAGGAAGGAAAAUAUAUAUGACAAUCCUCAGCGAUUAUCUGAAUGUAUUCAAUUUUAUGGAGAGAUGGCUUUCUCAUCCUUAAGAGUUAACUUUACAGCUUGGUCGCAUCUCUAAUUUCGAAGAGUUUCAAGGCUCGCCAGUAUUACCAGCCAGGUGACGUGUUUGCCAAUACAAAUAUGCUUCCUUUCCUUCAACAGAUCAAAGAUUAACAUUAGAGAUUAAAGAUUUAACUUCUUGCAGAGUGAA